This is a messenger RNA of Nerophis lumbriciformis (worm pipefish), 3237 nucleotides long. Lineage: Eukaryota; Metazoa; Chordata; Actinopteri; Syngnathiformes; Syngnathidae. The record is from RefSeq and is a predicted model, not a curated record.
AUGGCUUUAAGCAGACUCCUGCUGCUAUGUAUGCUUGCUUCUGAAGUGCGCUACGCUGAGACCAAGCCCAUUGACUUUGUGUGCAGCAGAUCAGCCAGGAGAGCAAUGAAUAUUGGGACAGAGAUGGAGACUGCACUGCAUCAUGAGAGGAGACAAGACAUCAGCGCAUCCUUGAAGCCUCUUCUUGAGAGUAUCAAGGUUGCAAGGUCACUUGACCAGGCAGAAUGUGGUUCAGUGCUUUUGCAGAAACUGGAGCACAACAUCAACAGCUACCUCCUCAUCCUUACACAUCUUCAAUUGAGUGACCAGAAGGGGCCAGUGGAGAGCUCAGAACUGUCUUGUGUUCCUCGAAGCACCCUCAGUCUGAGCACAGUCUUGCUGAACUACAGGCGUCUGAUCACAGUAGUUAUUAGCAGUGAAAAUAUAGUUUCUCGCUUCGGAAUGCCUGAAAAGGCCCCUCUUCUCAACUACCGACUGACCACCGGCGGCCACGGCGGCGGACUGGACGAGGAGGAGCCCGCAAGUAGGAGGCCUACACUGGGACAAGACCGAGGCCAUCGCCAAUCCAAAAGCGAGCGAAAACUCGGCGUGCUUUUCGGUGUUAUUAUUCCAACGUUGCUGUCUAUGUUCAGCGUCGUUGUGUUCUUGCGAGUUGGAUUUGUUGUGGGGCAAGCAGGGCUGUACCAGGCCAUAGCGAUGUUCCUUGUGGCCUACGCCAUCAUUACCACCACAGUCCUUUCUGUCUGUGCCAUCUCAACUAAUGGAGCCUUGGAAGCGGGAGGUGCCUACUACAUGAUCAGUCGAGCACUGGGUCCAGAGUUUGGUGGCAGCAUUGGAAUCAUGUUUUUCUUUGCCAAUGUGUGUGGCAGUGCUCUAUACAUUUUGGGUCUGGUUGAAGCGAUCACGUCUGCCUUUGGCGUCCCUGAAUAUGCUGCGACAGUAAUUGGAUCUGCCCAUCGUGUCUUACCUUCAGGAUACUGGUGGACAUUACUUUAUGGAACUGGGCUGCUCUUAAUUUGUUUCAUUGUCUGCUUGGUGGGCGCCCACAUCUACGCCAAAGCCACUUUUGCCAUCUUCGUUAUCGUCACAACUGUUUUGGUAUCCAUCUUUGGCAGCUUCUUUGCUGUGGAAUCGAGGAUAAUCACACUUCCUGAUGCUUCCACUGUAAACGGCUCUACACAGAUCACCGCCAAUUAUACCGGACUCCAACUCCAUACCUUAAAGGGCAACUUAUGGCCUAGUUACACCGUUGACUACACCACUGGAGCCAUGAUGAGUUUUGCCACUGUUUUUGCAGUUAUGUUUAACGGUUGCACUGGCAUCAUGGCUGGAUCUAAUAUGUCAGGUGACUUGAAGAACUCGAGCUAUUCCAUACCUAGAGGAACCUUGGCGGCUGUUUUUACAACUUUUGUCACGUACAAUUUGAUAAGUCUAUUAUCUGCAUCGUCAUGUGAACGUCCCAUUCUCCAAAGAGAUUACAGUUUCUUGGGGAGCAUCAAUGUUUGGCCACCUCUGGUCACUAUUGGUAUUUACUCCUCGGCCAUGUCCGCCGCUAUGAGCAACCUAAUCGGAGCCUCCAGAGUCCUGUAUGCACUGUCUAAGGACGAUCUGUUUGGUGGUGUCCUGGCUCUGGCAAGGAAGACAUCCAGCAAUGGCAACCCCUGGGCCUCCGUGCUUAUCUCAUGGUUGCUUGUACAGAUGGUGCUGUUUGCUGGGAAAUUGAAUACCAUCGCUGGCCUUGUGACCAUCUUCUUUUUGUUGGUGUAUGCCACAGUCAACCUGGCUUGUUUGGCUCUAGAGUGGGCAUCUGCGCCAAACUUUAGGCCAUCUUUUCGUUGUUUCACGUGGCAUACCUGCACUCUUGGCAUUAUCGGCAGCCUGGUCAUGAUAUUCCUCAUCAAUGCCAUCUAUGCAUUUGCAAGCAUAGUAUUUAUGCUGCUGCUCCUCAUGCUCAUUCAUUACCUUGGUCCUAUCAGUAACUGGGGAUACAUAAGCCAGGCCCUAAUAUUCCACCAGGUUCGCAAGUAUCUCUUGAUGCUGGACGUACGCAAGGACCACGUUAAGUUCUGGAGGCCACAGGUGCUGCUCAUGGUGGCCAACCCUCGUAGUUGUGUAGGCCUGAUAACAUUCAUUAAUGACUUGAAGAAGAGUGGUCUCUAUGUUCUGGCUCAUGUCAAACUGGGAUUGCUGGAUGAACUGCCGUCUGAUCCUAUGCAGAGUUGUUAUGACUCCUGGUUGUCUUUAGUUGACCAUUUGAACAUCAAGGCCUUUGUUAACCUCACCUUGGCUGAUUCUGUUCGACGUGGAGUUCAGAACCUUCUUUUCAUCACAGGGUUUGGUGGGAUGAGGCCAAAUACUCUUGUCUUAGGCUUCUAUGAUGACUGCCCCCCUCGAGACCACCUCCAAGGCAAAGUUAUUUUACCUCCAGAUAAAAGCUCAGAUGAAGCAUGUCCAAAACCAGAUGUGGGAGAACCCUUAUUCCCUUUCUUCCCCAAUUUACGUGAUGCAGAUAAACCAAAAGACGUCAAUGAGGAGGAUUACGUUGCAAUUAUUACUGACGCUGUGAAAAUGGGCAAGAACGUGACACUGGCUCGAUACUUCAGUCAGUUCAACAGGGAAGAUGUUUUAAGGUCAGGGAGAAAAAACAAGACUCGCCCAGGAACGGCAGGCCCAUUCGUUGACAUUUGGCCACUGAAUCUGCUACGACCGGACAGCCGCGGCUACGUGGACAUCUGUUCGCUGUUUCUGCUUCAGCUGGCCUGCGUACUUCACGAAACCCGUGCCUGGAGCCAGGCCACGUUGCGCCUUUUCCUUUGCGUGGAGGAAGGGAGAAGUCUGCGGGAUGAGGAGGAGGCCAAGCUGCGACUGAUGCUCAAGGAGCUCAGGAUGUCGGCACAAGUGGAGAUGGUCGCUUGGGACCAGGUGGUGGCGCUACACUGGCAGAGACAAAGAUUGGAUAAAGAGGAGGAACGGGGAAAGGAAGUGGAAAAAGGGCAUGAAGAAACAUUUCCUACCAAUGUGGCACAGCUGACAGAUGAGUACGUUCAUGCAGUCAACCGCCUUAUCCGUAGGCAUGGAGCCCCCCAGCCGGCUGUACGCUUCCUGUAUUUGCCACGCCCACCCGCAGAUACCAGCCGCUACCGGGCCUACUUGCACCAGGUUGAUCUGCUGAGUCAUGAUUUGGGUCCAACAUUACUAGUCCAUGGGGUCACUCCGGUCGUCACCACGGACAUCUAG